Molecule: messenger RNA, 908 nt
Organism: Scophthalmus maximus (turbot)
Lineage: Eukaryota; Metazoa; Chordata; Actinopteri; Pleuronectiformes; Scophthalmidae
Gene: mrpl21
Product: mitochondrial ribosomal protein L21
Exons: 1
Coding region: 123-773 (216 amino acids)
Cellular component (GO): ribosome; mitochondrial large ribosomal subunit
Molecular function (GO): structural constituent of ribosome
Source: RefSeq, a predicted model, not a curated record
CUUUAUCAAAUCACAUUUCAGUAUCUUACACAAACUGAUGUGAUUGACAACAUAUUAAGUUUUUAUUUUUUUUAAAUUGAGUAAGCAAUAGCGAUGCUCGUCGACACCAGUAGGGGGCGGUAAUGCGCAAACCGCGAAAAACAGAAAACUCGAGAAGAAGAAGAACCACCACGGUACUUCCUGUGAAGAUGGCGGCGACCAGAGGACUGUGGAGGACACGCAGCCUGUUGUCGCCCAGGACCCCGCUCCUGUUCCCCGCCGCCGCCGCCCGCCCGCAGAGCUCCGUGAGCGGGGACCCGGUGCCGCGGACCUCGCUGUCGCGGCCGCCGUGGCCGCAGCAGACGAGCGCGGUGCCGGCGGAGGAGGCGCGGCGCCGACACGCCGCCGUGGUGCUCGCCGUGAACGAGCGCAUCCAGCAGCGGGACUUCGGCCGCCUCUUCGCCGUGGUGCACUUCGCCGGGCGCCAGUGGAAGGUCACCGGCGAGGACCUGGUGCUGAUCGAGAGCCACGUGGAGGCGCAGUGCGGCGAGCGCAUCCGCAUGGAGAAGGUGCUGCUGGUCGGGGCGCAGGACUUCACCCUGGUGGGCAGGCCGCUGCUGGGCAGGGAGCUGGUCCGCGUCGAGGCCACCGUGCUGGAGAAGACCGAGUCCUGGCCCAAGGUCCACAUGCAAUUCUGGAAGAGACACCGGUUCCAGCGCAAGAAGAUCCUCGUCCAGCCGCAGACGGUGCUGAGGAUCAACAGCAUCGAGCUGGCGCCCGCGCUGACCUCAUGAAGAUGAAGAUGAUGAAGACUGGCUUCAUUUGUUCUGACUGGUUGUAAAUAUGUAAACACACGCGUCAGUGAGUCUGUUCAUCAGGACGAACAAGUGUUGGAUUUCACACCUGUAAAUAAAACAUUGUUCUGCACA